This is a messenger RNA of Anthostomella pinea, 1413 nucleotides long. NCBI's taxonomy places the organism in Eukaryota, Fungi, Ascomycota, Sordariomycetes, Xylariales, Xylariaceae. The record is from the annotation of a GenBank genome assembly.
AUGGAUUCAGUAGCGGUUCCGGAAUUCACAGCCAAGGAGGUUGCUGCCCACAGGGAAGCUGACGAUGCGUGGAUGGUGAUAAAUGGCGAAGUGUACGAUGUCACCAAGUACAUCCGCGACCAUCCCGGCGGUGCAGAUGUGCUCGUCGAGUCGGCCGGCACGGACGCUACAGAGGCGUUCGAUAACGCCGGCCACUCGGAGGACGCCUUCGAGAUCAUGGCAAACUACCGCAUAGGGAAGCUGAAGAACGCUGGCAAGAAGGCAGCGCCCAAGCCUGUCAGGGUUGUGGCCAGAGCCCAACCUCAGGAAGCGAACAAAGAACCACGACGUGGGGUGUCGACGGUAGCCAACCUCACGGCCCUCACUCUUGGUUCUGUCGGUAUAUACUAUGCCGCUCGCGCCGGCAACAACAGGCUUUUCGCACUCCCUACCGUCGAUAUGUCCAACAUAGACUGGCUGAAGUUUGGCCGCCCGAGGCCACAAGGGCAAAGCUUUGGCUUCAUGGAGGGUUUCCUCGUCGCGUCAGUCGUCUUCGGCGCGGCCAGCUCCGUGGCGGUCAAGAAGCUGCUGAAGCUGCUUCAUAUGAGCGAGGGCUUCGCCGGUUACCCACCGCACGUCAAGCUGCCAAAGUCGGUCACGCCCAAUCCGCUGAAUCAACAUGGCUGGCUAGACGCAGCGACGUUUCAACAUCUGCCUCUGGUAACCAAAGAGCUCAUUUCGCCGAACACGUAUCGGUUCGUGUUUCAGCUCCCGACGCCGCAGACGGUGCUUGGCCUCCCGAUCGGCCAGCACAUCUCCAUCAAAGCCGAUAUCGACGGCAAGACGGUGCAGCGGUCCUACACGCCCAUAUCCAACAACGCUGACCGUGGCAUCCUCGAGCUCGUCAUCAAGUACUACCCGGAUGGCCUGCUUACGGGCCGGUACCUAGCAAACCUGCAGGUCGGCGACGAGGUGCAGUUCCGCGGGCCCAAGGGCGCGAUGCGGUACCAGCGCAACAUGUGCAAGAGGAUCGGCAUGCUGGCGGGCGGCACGGGCAUCACGCCCAUGUACCAGCUGAUCCGGGCCAUCUGCGAGGACGACCGCGACACCACCGAGGUCAGCCUCAUCUACGCGAACCGGACCGAGGCGGACAUCCUGCUGCGGACGGAGCUCGAGGCCUUCGCGCGGCGGUAUCCGCGGAACCUCAAGGUCUACUACCUGCUGGACCAGCCGCCGAAGGGCUGGGCGCACGGCUCGGGGUAUUUGACGAAGGAGCUCAUGGCGGAGCGCUUCCCGCGGCCGAGCGCCGACGCCAAGGUCAUGAUUUGUGGACCGCCGGGUAUGGUCGCGGCGGCGAAGAGAUCGCUGACCGAGUUGGGGUUCGAGAAGCCUGGUGCCAUGUCCAAGGCAGCGGAUCAGACCUUUUACUUCUAG